UUUGCUACAAUUAUCCCACUAGAUUCCAACCCUCUUUUCCUACGUUUAUUGUUUUAUUUCCUUAAUCCCCGUCUUUAUUUUCCUAAUAAUUGAUAAAAAGGACACUUCUUCUGAAUCGCUCGUUCAUGCUGUCAUUGAGGUUGUUCUUGGGCGAUGGGCCUAACUUUUGGUUAUAGAGAAUUCAAUCUUUUCUGGAUUCUUUCUCAUUCAUGAUCAUAUAUCCUUUUGUUCAGAAUUUGAUGUCUUCUUCCAUCGUCAGGAUUCAGGAUUCUUCGGUCACCGUAUUUUGAUUUCUGCAGAUUUCAGAUCAAGAUUCUAAAUUCAAAGAGACAUAUUUGGUGUCUGCUCAACUCUAGAUACCUUCAAUUUCCAAGGCUAUAGUGAUAUCAGGACUUGGCAUGUUCUAAAUCGGUUGUUGAAUUCUCCUAUGAUAUCUUUUCAAUGAGUUCCGUUAUGGAAAUUCUGUAAGUUUGUGAAUUCAAAUGGACUUGUCUUCUAACAGUAUGCUUUCAGUGUUAAUCGGCUGCCAGUUGAGUUCUCUGACAUGUAAAUGUCUUGCACUGGUAUCCAUGGUUCUGUUUCUCAGUACUGUCUUGCUCCAUUCAUUCCCUGGCUAUGGUGUGAUCGACUGGAUCAACCAGGACUUUAUUCUAAGCCACUCUUUGUUGCUGAGCUCCAAUUAUGAAGGGAUUCGUAGGGGCAAGUUUUUGGAGGUUCCUCAAAUUGUUUGGGGACUUAAUAACCAGAAGAUAGCUUUUGCAAGAGCUUGUUUUACUGCUAGAAUGCUUAACCGAACUCUUUUGAUGCCUAGCUUAAGUGCCUCACUUUUCUACAAGGAAAUCGACCGAUUGCAGCCUAUUUCCUUCGAUAAAGUCUUCAAGUUUGAUAAGUUUAAUUCGCUUUGUAAUGGGUUCGUGCGGUUGGGUCGUUAUUCGGAUCUUAAGAAUCAAACUGGAAUGUAUGAUCUCCAAAAGGGAAUUGGAAGGAAGUGGACAGUGGAGAGAGACAUGGAGCAGUUGAAGCAAAGUAGCAGAGGUCAUGUUGAUGAGCAUGAGGUGAUUAGAAUUGUGGGGAAGAAUCCAUUUCUUUGGCAUGAUCAUUGGCCUGUUAAGGACUACGCAAGGGUCUUUGAGUGCUUAGUUUUGGUUGAUGAGAUAUCAAAAGAAGCAGAUAAAGUUGCGUCUAAGAUUAGGCAGAUAGGAAGAAAGCUUAGGAGCAAAACUGAGACAGUACAAAGUGAUCCCGAUUUCGAUACAGAGGGUUCUUCAAUGGCCGCGGCUCCUUACAUUGCAGUCCACAUGAGGGUAGAGAUAGACUGGAUGAUUCACUGUAAGAAGCUAGAGCAACGAUCAGGCAUAAACCAAAUUUGCAGUAGCAAGCAAGAAAUAAUACAGAGGGUGGGGAACAUUGUCAGCUCAGAAUCUCCCACUGUUGUUUAUCUCGCUGUUGCUGAUAGCCUCCUUAACGAUUCUUCAAUAUUAAGAGGUUGGAAGAAAUGGUUGCUUCCUUUCGAGAAGAAGAAACUAAGGGUUGAUGGGAUUUACAAGAAGCAUCCAUAUCUGAUUCAAUCGGCAAUCGACUACGAGGUGUGCUCGAGGGCUGAUAUUUUUGUAGGCAACAGUUAUUCCACAUUUUCUAGCCUUGUAGUCCUGGAGAGAACACAAAGGAUGAUGAGUUUGGGCAUCCAAAACUCAUGUGGCAUUGAUGUUAGAUGGCCUUCGUAUGCAUACAAUAUACCGGGGGAAUCAAAUGGUCCUCAGAAAUGGAUGACUAAUAUGUCUGAUUCAAGUCUCCGAGCAAUUAGUUAUGGUUCUAAUGCCAUCUCAUGUUGAAGCUCGUUGCAUACAAUUUUCUGUUGAACUUCCCCAAGUUGAUGCUGGUUUAUUAUCACUGUACGUUCCAUCAUUUUUAAACCCAAUUCAUCCUGCUGGUUCAAUGGUUUAAAGGAUAUAUAUAUAUAUAUAUAUAUAUAUAUAUAUAUACACUGUAAAUAAUGCAGAAGCAGAGUAUCAUGAUA
Messenger RNA from Hibiscus syriacus, 2017 nucleotides. RefSeq names its product O-fucosyltransferase 23-like. Bases 483 to 1832 code for a protein of 449 amino acids. NCBI's taxonomy places the organism in Eukaryota, Viridiplantae, Streptophyta, Magnoliopsida, Malvales, Malvaceae. Gene Ontology annotation, biological process: pollen-pistil interaction. The record is from RefSeq and is a predicted model, not a curated record. The transcript is spliced from 2 exons.